GAAUGCCAAUGAGGCUUUUCCUAUAUACGGAGAAGGGGACUGAGCCUGCCACCUCAGUCAGGAAGAGCAGCUACCGUUUGAUGUCACCAUGAAACCCAAGCACAGUGGGGCUGGGAUCCGUUCUGCCAAGCUACAGUCUGGAACUGGAGGACGUCUCCAGACUCCUGGAAGCCAAAGGCGCUAGAAUGGGAGUGGGGAGCAGCUCGGCAUUCCCCGGGACUGGAUUGUUUGCGUCACCUGCGGGGCUCGGGAGAGGGCUAUAAAAGGGGCUGCAGCCAUUGUCUGUGGCAGAACAGAGCCCAGAGGCAGCUCCCCCCGCCCAGCCGUGCCCGAUCCCUCGCUGCAGUCCCCGCCGAUCCAUCAUGCAGCUGUUGGCCAGCCUGGUGUCCGUGCUGCUGCUGGUGUGGGGCGUGAGAGCCAGCGCCUUGCCCGGCGAGGAGGGAGCCGCCGUGGCGAACAGCAGGGAGCAGACCAAGGCCCGGAAGGAAAUGAUCCUGAAGAUGCUGGUGGGUCUCCUGGAUGGGAUGGACACGGGGCGCGAGGCAGCUUCCACUGACUUUGAAGAGCCCCUGGAGAGCAAAUUGGAGGAGGAGCGGCUGGCUUUGGGGCAGUUAGCCCAGCUAUCACAGCGAGACCGCAAAGCCCCCUGUAAAAACUUCUUCUGGAAAACUUUCACUUCCUGUUAACCCCCAGGCCCCACUACCAGCCCUGGAUCCAGGCCCCCUCAGAUUUUCCCUGUCCACUUUAGAACACAAGAACUGUAUCUGCAUUGUAAAUAGCAUCCACAUGUCAGUGGUUUCUGUUUUCCUCAAAUGAUUUGAGCUCUGUUUGUUUAUUACUCCAUUCACAAAUAAAGCAUGGCUGAG
Molecule: messenger RNA, 866 nt
Organism: Gopherus flavomarginatus (Mexican gopher tortoise)
Lineage: Eukaryota; Metazoa; Chordata; Testudines; Testudinidae
Gene: CORT
Product: cortistatin
Exons: 4
Coding region: 363-686 (107 amino acids)
Biological process (GO): regulation of cell migration
Cellular component (GO): extracellular region
Molecular function (GO): hormone activity
Source: RefSeq, a predicted model, not a curated record